Molecule: messenger RNA, 297 nt
Organism: Staurois parvus
Lineage: Eukaryota; Metazoa; Chordata; Amphibia; Anura; Ranidae
Source: the annotation of a GenBank genome assembly
UGUUUGAUCCUGACUUCUCUGAUUCUCCCCUUCUUCCAGUGUCCCCCUCUUAUCUCCUGAUAAGUCAUAAAGUGUGGAGACACUCUGCACAUGCUCAGUUUGGUGUUUUUUUUUCUUUGGAGAGUGCAUGUGAUCAGCACAGGGCCAAUAAGCACUGUCCACACAGAGGGUCAGGGGUUUUGCAUCCUCCUAGAGCAGAAAGAAAGCUCCUCCUAAAAGCUUUAACCAGUGCUCUCCUGAAGUCACAAGACUGCUCUAACUGCUGAUAAGAAAAGGUAUUUAGUUUAUAUUUACUAA